AUGACGAAGACGACACGUGGACUGGAGCGCGUGCACGCAGACGUCAUGGGGACAAUGAUAAAUUUCUGUAAGGGUGGUGCCAAAUACAUUCUCACGUUUGUAGACGAUUAUUCACGAUAUGUUUCGGUCUUUAUGAUCAAAAGUAAGAGUGAAGUGACUGGCAUGUUCAAGGACUUCAAGACGUUUUUCGAAAACCAAUGGAGAGCUCGUUUAAGGUGUUUGCGCUCCGACAACGGAUCAGAGUUUGUCAACAAGACGACGGCUGGCAUAUGUCAACAGAACGGCAUAGUGCAUCAGCGUUCCGUUUCUUACAGCCCUCAGCAGAACGGAGUGGCAGAGCGGAUGAACAGGACAAUCAUGGAGAACGCUCGGAGCAUGCUAAACUACAAAGACGUUUCAACUGAAUGGUGGGCGGAAGCGGUGAUUGCAGCAGUUAAUUUGAUUAAUCGCUCCACGAAUACGGCUCACCUCGACAUGACACCGUAUGAGUUGGAAUAUACGAUAAAACCCCAAAUGGACCAUUUGCACGUGUUCGGGUCGCAGGGUUUCGCUCAUUUAAAUGAUGUGAAGAGAACAAAGUUGGCGCGUACGAGUUUUAAGUGUAUGCUCCUCGGCUACGCAGAAAAGGUCAAAGGUUAUCGUGUGUUUGACUUGGAAAAUGCCAAGAUCAAAGUUACGCGUUCAAUGCAGUUGGAUGAACGUGAAGUGGGCGGCAUUUACGACACUCAAGUGCUAAAUACGGAAGCGGUCGUUCACGUGACGAAGGACAGUGAAGAAAUACAAAUUCAGCAUCAAGAAGAUAGACAGCCAGAUCUGGACGAACCCAUGGAAGUUGUUGAAGAUCCGUUCGCAGAUGUGGAGAUGGACGAUGUAAAUUCUACGUCAAGCGUCAGUGCACGGCAUUUGAUGUCUCCCGAUUGCCAUUUUGAAGACACGAUGCAACUAGCAAAGUUUCAUCCACCGCCAUAA
Peronospora matthiolae is the source of this 969-nucleotide messenger RNA. The record is from the annotation of a GenBank genome assembly. NCBI's taxonomy places the organism in Eukaryota, Oomycota, Peronosporomycetes, Peronosporales, Peronosporaceae.